Molecule: messenger RNA, 3107 nt
Organism: Calliphora vicina (urban bluebottle blowfly)
Lineage: Eukaryota; Metazoa; Arthropoda; Insecta; Diptera; Calliphoridae
Product: zinc finger FYVE domain-containing protein 1-like
Exons: 7
Coding region: 267-2486 (739 amino acids)
Biological process (GO): lipid droplet formation
Cellular component (GO): lipid droplet
Molecular function (GO): phosphatidylinositol-3-phosphate binding; phosphatidylinositol-3,4,5-trisphosphate binding; 1-phosphatidylinositol binding
Source: RefSeq, a predicted model, not a curated record
AAUAAAUUAAAAUUAUUGGAUUUAAAAACCAUGCUUUGAGAGUGAUAAAACACAACAAAAUAAAAAACAGUUGUGUAUAAAGAAGUGCGAACAAAAACAAAUUUCAUUGUUUCCAAGACAUGAAUUAAACAAAAAAGACCCCUGCCAAGAAACUCCCCUAGAAGUGCUGCCAAAAUUAACAAACUAAAGGAGUUUAUAAAAACCUUAAGAUUCUUAAGUAUUGUGUUAAGAUAAUUUGCUAAAUAUUAAAUUAAAUUUACUUUAAAAUGCUUAAAAUCGAUAAUAACUUGGAUGGCAGCCCAGCCAUUAUGGAGCCUUAUGAUUCGUUGACCUUCUACAAGGAAGAAGCUUUAAAACCCGAUGUUGUCAGCGAUGCCGAUUUCAAAUCUAUCACAAUUACUUCUUCGGACUAUGAUGUCCUGGAUCAUUCGACAGACCGUUCGUUUCUGCUAAUGGAUGCCAAUGAAAAGCUGCAUAUCAAUACGCCCGAAUUAUUUUGUAAAAAACUUAAAUGUCCCAAUACGGCUAAAAUUAAAGUGGUAACCAUAUUUGGCAAUACCGGUGAUGGUAAAUCGCAUACCAUGAAUCAUGCUUUCUUCAAGGGGGAGGAAGUUUUUAAAACAUCCCCCGAACAGAAUUCCUGUACAUUGGGGGUGUAUGCUGCUAUGCAGCCCGAAGUAGGAGUUUUAUGUUUGGACACAGAGGGUUUACUCUCCACGUCUUCGCAAAGCAAUAGACGCACGCGUAUGUUACUUAAGAUUUUAGCCAUAUCAGAUAUAGUUAUAUAUCGCACUAGAUCGGAGCGUUUGCAUAGUGAUAUGUAUGAGUUUUUGGGCACCGCUUCUAAAGCAUUUUGUUUGCAUUUUUCACAAGCCUUGCAGUCCCUGUCCAUGCAGGGUUCGGCCAAUUUAGGGCCAGCUGUAAUAGUGUUUCAUGAAACCAGGCACACCAAACCUUUGCAAAAUUCUGUUGAAGAAAGUGCCGAGGAGAAAAUGCGCGAAAGUUUUGCCCGCUUAAAUUACGAUAUCAAGGCUUUCAGUUCAUUACGCUAUGUGGGCAUACAAACCUCUUCGACCGGCUCCACGGACUAUAGUAAAUUGAUUUUUGCUUUACGUUGUGAUUUAGAAAAUACCACAGUUCGAUCUCCCCGACCGCCUAGUGUUAUAUUCAAGGCCAUGCAUGCCUUGAAUAAAAAAUUCUCCGGCGAAAUUACGGAAAAAUCUAUAAACCCCUUUCCGGAACAGUAUUUCACUUGCCCCAUACUGUGUGCCUCCUGCAAUAGACGCUGCCAACGUUCCAUGGGCCACGAAACCGAAGCACAUCUCAAUUCCCAGCCCUGCCAGCAUCAACAUCAAUUCGAAAACAAGGUGGAACUAUGUAAAUCAUGCUACAAUAAUGGUCGUGAGGUUAUUGUUUCGCGCAUUGAUGGCUGGACUCAUUGUUCCAUAAAUUGUCCGCAUUGUGGCGAAAUAGCACGUACAUUUAAAUAUUGGAAUGGCACUCAGGAUUGUGAGGCUAUACGCUCGCAAACUGUUCAUGUGUGGAAGGAUAGCAAUUUGUUGGCCAAGGGACCCACACAUUCGGGACAAAUGGUUUUGGAUAAGGUGUCGUAUGUAUGUGAAGCUUUUACAAAUUUUUCGUCACAACCCACGGGAGCGUUGAAGGAAUGGUGUGCCGACAAGGUGGCACCGAAAUAUUGGAAGCCAAAUAAUGAAAUUACGCUCUGCUUUUCUUGCAAGAAAAACUUUGAAAAAACUGGCUUGCGUAAACAUCAUUGCCGCGGCUGUGGCGAAGGUUUCUGUGAUGCCUGCAGUCAAUACAGAAUGCCAGUACCUGCACGUAAAUGGUUUGAUUAUGUGAGAGUUUGCAGUGAUUGUCGCCAGCAAUUAUUAGUACAUCCAGACAGCAUGCCAGCAUGUGACCCAGAAACUAAUGAUAAUAAUCAAAACUCUCCAAAUCAUUCAGCAGGAAUAAUGGCGACAACUUCAGCAACCGGCAUUAGUGUAGAAGAAGAUGUUACGGUACGCAAAUGUGGUGAGACCCUAUAUAAUACGGUUAGUAAAGUUGCUACGGCGGCCAUUGAAUGCACCAAAGAAAUUAUUAAAGAUACGGCAAGACCCGACUACUGGGUACCAGAUGCUGAAGCUGUACGCUGUCACAUUUGCAAAAUGCAAUUUGGCACUGCCGAGGAAUUGGCGCUGGCACACGUCUCCAGCGACUCGCCCCAAAGUCCUCAGAAAGCAUUUAAAGGUGGUGAUUGUAAACGUCAUCAUUGUCGCAAAUGCGGCCAGGGUAUAUGUGCUGAGUGCUCGAAAACCCGUAGACCCGUACCUGAUCGUGGUUGGCUAGAUGAUGUACGUGUAUGUGAUGAAUGCGUGAAUGAUAUGUCGUCUGCGGCUGCAACCUCGUCGUCCUCACCUAACGGCAAUCCUCAUCAAAACUCGACGAAAUCCCCUUUAGAUGAUCCAAAAACCAAAGUUGAAUAAUUUCAUUUGUUUCGAUUGUUUAAGAUAAUUUAGAGACUAUGUACUCUACAGUCUUGUGUUUUAUAGUUUUUUUGCAACGUCUUCUUCUUGUGAUAUUGAAUACCAUUAUUAUUAUAUGUAUGUUAACAACAAAAAAAAUCAUAUAUAGUAUAUAUAUAAUAUAAAAGGUUAGUAAAAAAAAUAAGUAUGUUGUUGAAUUUAACAGAAAAAAAAAGAAUAUUUUGUAAACAUUAUUUCUUUUUUAUUAUUUGUACAUAUCAUUCUUCAAUUUAGAGUUUUAAAACCAAUUGUAUUUGUACUAUUUUUUUUGUUUUUUGUAAGAAAAAAGUUUAGCAAGGCAUUUCAGUAGAGUAUGUAUCAAAUCAGCUGGCAUCGUUCAUCAUAAUGUGGCCUUUCCUUGAGAUAUUUACUAUUUUUUAAAAAUGCUUAUUAAUUUUGGUUCUCAAUAAAUCAAAUUAAAAAAAAUAGUAAAGAAAUUUAAGCCAUAUUUGAGGUGCUGCUUUAUAGUUAUAUAGAAUAGAAGAAAACAAAAGAUCCUGGGGUGUUGUGGGUAAAAAAAGAAGCUUUGAUUUAAGGAAAAUGUGUUACGAUAAUAAAAUAGCCAUAUACCAAGUUUGUUAA